Zootermopsis nevadensis is the source of this 3087-nucleotide messenger RNA. RefSeq names its product RAB6A-GEF complex partner protein 2. The record is from RefSeq and is a predicted model, not a curated record. NCBI's taxonomy places the organism in Eukaryota, Metazoa, Arthropoda, Insecta, Blattodea, Termopsidae.
ACCAGUAAACUCUUAUUCCUCUGACAUAAAGUUUACUUCUGCAAUUUUUCUUUGAGUGGUAGUGGCAAUGUGCUGGAGUUCCGUGCCUGUACAAUUAUGUGCAUCAAAGAUUUCCUGAAUUGAUUCCGUGGAUAUAAGCUAAUAGAAUCAACAGAUUGAAAGGCGAUUAAAACUAUUUGAGUGUGUUAAACGUAAUCGAAGUAUGCGAUAAUUUUAAUUUGGUUGGCCAAUCAUUUGAGGUUUUGUGUGACUUUUCGUACUUUAAAGAAAGUUAUAAACAGAAAAUAUGAUUGAGGUUACAGCUAAACUAGUGCGGGGACCUGUGUAUUUAGCAGGCGAAUCAGUCGAGUGCUACAUUACCUUUUCCAAUACUCCAGCACCUGUACAUAAAAGAUAUCACUGUAAUAGUGAUGCCCUUGAAAGCCUCGCCUGGGCAAGUGUCCAGAUCCACUGCCAGUGUACCACAAACAGCAAAGUCAUGUAUCCAGAUGGGAACUUGUUCACAGCAGAGGAGCUGUCUACUGCCAACACUGACACAUCAUUCGCACCAUGUAGAGGAGAGAGAGGUCAUGUUGUACUUUCCACAAAGCCCAGAAUUCUGUUCUGUGACCUGCGUCUUUCUACUGGGGAGAGCAAAUCCUACCUAUACAGUGAGGUGCUGCCCAGUGAGGCUCCUCCAUCAUACCGGGGGCAGGCUGUCAAGUACUCAUACAAGAUCACAGUUGGCAUGCAGAGAGUGAACUGCCCCAUCAAGCUGCUGCGGGUCCCCCUCAGGGUGCUUGUGGUUAAUGGCUUUCAGGAGGCCUCCCUUUGUGGUGACAGUGAAGAACUUGCCCCCAGCAAUCCUUUUCUUCAGAUUCGUCAGAAGGAAACGCCAUUUGAUCUUGCCAUGCAGGCUGUGCAGACUGUGACAGCCAAGCGGAGCCCAAACUUCUACAACAUUACCAAGUCCCAGGGCAGAGUUGUGCGAUUCUGCCUCUUCAAGCGCGCGUACAAACUUGGGGAAGACAUUGUUGGGACGUUUGACUUCUCGGAAGCAACGGUGCCUUGUGUGCAGUUCUCAGUGGUGCUGCAGAGCGAAGAGGAAGUCACUCCAGGCUGUCGCCGGUGGUCAAAGCAGGGCUCGGCUGUGGUAUCAUAUACAAAGUACCACGAGGUGUGCCUAAGCUUGAAACACUCUCAGCUCAUCUUGCCCAUCCCACUGCAUGUGACUCCUGGCUUUACCACUGAUCUGGUAACGCUACAGUGGAGGCUGCACUUUGAGUUUGUGACUAGUGAUACACAGCUGAUACAUGAACUGCCUGCGAAAGACCUGGAAAAUGGAAAUGUAUGGAGGGGACCAGCAACAUUGAACAUUGAGACAAUGGUCUGGAACCUGCCCAUCAAGAUCUAUCCCACAACACCACUGCAGAUCUCACAGGGACUGCACACACAGGCAAAGAACAGGCUGGCAGUCUGACUGCAUAGCAGUUUGAACCUUACUGGCUGCUACUUGAAUCAGCCCUCCAGUGGACAUCGAAAACCAAGUUUUUAAGUUCUGAAGCCACGAGAUUCUUGGCCUGCCAGAUCCUCUCUUUACGAAUUUGUAUACAGAACAGAAAAUAUGUGUACAAAUUAGCAAUCAUCAAUUAGUUUCGAACACUGAAGAUGACCAAGUAGGAUCGAAACAUGUAGUGGAUUCUUAAUAUACAGAGUGGGUGGGAAGUAAGUAGGCAUUGAGAAAUGGUUAUAACCUCUAUAUUUACAAUGCAAAGAUAAUGAAAAUAAUAAUAAUAAAAUAAUUUUUACAUGUACCUCUUUAAAUGGGAAUGCCUACUUACUUCCCACCCACCCUGUACAUUAACAAUAAACAAGUAUUAUUGUGUAGAAGUGCUGUCAGCCUAACUAGAAAUUAAAUUAAAUUAUCUAUAUUCUUGUUGUCAUCAUUGUCGUAAUUAUCAUCAUCAUCAUCAUUAUUAUUGUAGUCGAUACAACUACUACUACUACUACUGCUGCUGCUACAACAAGAUCGUAACACCUCAGAAUGUCUCAUUCACAAUCUCACCAGCAGUGUUCAUAUUUGUACACAAAGGUUUGUUUUGUUCUUCCAUGAUGACAGACCAGCCUACAGAUAACUGAUUUUGUCUUGUUGUUUCCUGUACUGUUGGCUGCUCUAACAAAGUCAAUUUUCCAAACAACUGAAUACAGGAACUUUGUGGGGGACCCUGCCACCAUGGAAGAAUAAAACAAACUCUAACAUAAGACUGUGGAAGCUAUUGGUCAGUUUGUCAUUGAGUCAUUCUGAAAAGGUGUUAGAAUAAUUUAAUUUCAGUCAUAACAUGUUAAGAAACCAGCUGUGCUCUUAUAAUUUUCACAUGUGAAUAAAGGAAGAAAGAAAAUACAUAAAAACUUGAUCCUCCAUUGCCAUGAUAUACAGGAUAAUUAUUAAAUAAACAUUCUUGGGAACAGAAUAUGGAUUGGAUGCACCAUAAGAAAGUGUGCUACCAACUGCACUAUCACUAAUGAUAUGAAAAUGCUAUGCUUUAUCAGAAUGUGAAGUAACAGUGUAGAAAGUAGAAAAUAAUAUUGAUUUUUCCAAAGAAACAAUGGAGUGUCUACACCUAAUGUUUUAGCCAGGAAGUCAGGUAUGCUGUAAAAGUGGUCAGAAAUGGAGGGUAGCACAUGGCUGGAUCCCCUUGUAAGAUGCAUCUUAAUUUCAGCCUCCAUCUUCGUCAUUCUGUGUGAAAACUGGGCUAGCAGUUCUAUGGAAUAUAUUUGUCACUUUCCUGGCUGUUUGAAAACUGUGAUUACAAAAACAUCUUCAGAACACAAAGUAUGAGAGUCACAGCAGAAUGAGUUAUCUUAUAAAACGGAGUUGGUGUGUGCUUAGUUUGUUCUUGUUUUUGUAUGCAUCUUCAGUUUUCAUAAUCUGAAAACUGUUUUUGAAGUAUGGGAAAAAAUUGUUAGAAAAGGGCAACAUGAAGAUAAGGUUGUAUGAAAAUAAAUUCUACUGUCUGCUUUAAAACUUCUUUUACAGAAAAUUAUGCUGUUUUAAAACUUGUGCUAAUAAUGUCAGACAUGAAAGAAAUAAAGAGGGAGACCAGGAAA